AUGUUCCCAGAGGAUUAUGUUGUCAAUUGUACAAGAUUGGUUCGAUUGUGGAUUUCCGAGGGGUUUGUAAAACAACGAGAUGGUGCAACACUAGAAGAAGUUGCAAGAGAAUACUUGACUGAGCUCAUUCACAGAAACUUGGUUCAAGCAGAAUCGGUUGAUUUUGAUGGUGUGGUUAGAAACUGUCGAGUCCACGAUUUAAUGCAUGAGGUCAUUCUUUCCAAGUCAGAUGAACUGAGUUUGAUACAAACUUCAGCCAAAAAUUUACAAUGUCCUAAUCAAACAGCUCGACACCUCUCAAUCAAGGAUGAAUCAAACAACUUGUCAAGAAGCAGCGGUUGCUCAAAAACUCAUUCGAUCAUCUUUUUUGAGGUAAACGAAUUUCCCAAAUCUUUGCUCAGGUCAUUGUUUGCGAAUUUCAUACUUUUGAAAGAAUUAGAUUUUGAGGGAGUUCCAUUGAAUUACUUACCUGAAGAAUUGGGAAACCUCUUGCAUUUGAAAUAUUUAAGUGUAAGAGAUACAAAAGUAAAGAUGCUCCCAAAGUCCUUAGCUAAGUUGCGCAACCUAGUAACUUUGGAUUUGAAACGUUCUCUUGUUCGUGAAUUACCAGUUGAGAUCAAUAAGCUCUCCAAUUUGCAAUAUCUUAUAGCUUAUUCUGAGGAUUAUGAUACUCGACAAGGGGUGAAAAUACGCGGUAUUGUUCGAAGUUUAAACUCCUUGGAAAAGCUUUAUUAUGUGGACAUGAAUGCACAAAAUAAUUUUGGUUUUAUUAGAGAGUUGGGAAGUUUGAAGCAUUUGAGAAAGUUGGGAAUCACUAACCUAACAUCAGAAAGUGGGAAUGCUCUGUGCAAUGCCGUUGAGCAUAUGUCUUACCUCGAAUCACUACAUGUUAUUUCAGGAAAGGAGAACGAACUUCUCCAAUUGCAAUCAAUGUCAUCUCCUCCCCUUAGUUUGCUUUGCCUUCGGCUUCAAGGACGUCUAGAAAAGUUGCCUGAUUGGAUUUCUGAACUAAAGUGCCUAGUUAGGAUUCGAUUAUUUUGGUCACAAUUGUCAGAUAUUCCACUCAAAAUUCUUGGGGGUUUGCCUAAGUUAUUGGAGCUUCUUCUCUACAAGGGAUACAAUGGAGAACAACUGCAUUUUGAGGAUGGAUACUUUCCGGUACUCAAGGAGUUAUGGCUUGAAGGGAUGGAUAGAUUGAAUAGAUUGAAAAUAGAUGAAAAAGGAUUGUGUCUUGUUGAAAAUCUUUUCAUUGGAUCUUGUCCAAGAUUGGAGGAGCUGCCAUCUGACAUAUGCCAUAUGAAGUGCCUUAAAUAUUUUGAAAUUAGUGAUAUGUCGAAAGAAUUUGCUCGAAGAAUGCUACCGGAUGCUGGCCAAGACCACUGGAAAGUUCAACAUAUACCAAAUGUCUAUUUGUACUUCAAUAAUACUCAACAACAAUAUUCAACCUACAAGCUCGGUGAUUCAAGCUUGUUAGAAUACUUGCAUUAG
Messenger RNA from Theobroma umbraticum, 1488 nucleotides. RefSeq names its product disease resistance protein RPM1-like. The record is from RefSeq and is a predicted model, not a curated record. Gene Ontology annotation, biological process: defense response to other organism. NCBI's taxonomy places the organism in Eukaryota, Viridiplantae, Streptophyta, Magnoliopsida, Malvales, Malvaceae.